GGCUCGAGCCGCCUCGGUGUCGGGCGCAGGCUGUGCUUGGCAGUCGGGCCUUUUUUUGUGGAUUCUCGGCCGUCGGAGGGCGGGCCAUGGCGCCGAAGGCGGCCAAGAACAAGGCGGUCGACGCGGCGGCGAAGGCGGAGGAGCCUCCCGCGAAGAAGGCGAAGCCCGAGGAGGACGCCGAAGCGGCGAAGAAGCCCGCGGAGCCGGAGGAGAAGGAGACGGACGCUCCGAAGGCGAAGGGCCCCCUCCUCGAGAAGGCCGUGGGCUUCGACCCGAGCGGCUACUCGCUGAACGUGGUGCCCGUCAUGGGAGGCAACGUGCUCAUGUCGGCAACGGACGGCGGCAUGCAGUUCCUCCUGGGCGGCGCCCGCGCCAACGUGGGCCUGAAGGCGGGCCGCUAUUUGUACGAGGCGAAGGUUGUGGAGGUGCUGGCUCCCGACGAGGGCAAGCAGCACCAUGGGCAGCGCAACAAGGUGUGGGGGAAGCAGAUGGUCCGGCUGGGCUUCUCCACGGAGGGGUCGUCACUCAUCCUCGGCGACGGAGACGACUGCAUCGCCUUCGACGGGGACGGCUCCUUCAUCGCUGACGGGAAGAAGUCGCCUCCGAAGCACAGCAGCAAGUUCUGGCGCGACAAGGUCGUAGGCGUGCUCCUCAACCUGGACCCCAAGAGCGACAACGCCCACACCGUCAGCCUCUUCAGGGACGGCGUGCGCGUCACCGAGCCGAUGCCGCUGCCGGACAAGCUCAAGGGCAAGCCCCUGUUUCCUCACGUCACCUUCCGCAACGUGACGGUGCAGAUGAACUUCGGGCCCAACCCGAUGAAGCCGCUGCCCUUCAAGUGCCUCAUGGUGCAGGGCGCCUCGGCGGCGGACACCAAGGCGGCGCCUGCCCCCGCGGCAAAGAGCACGGUGGUGUUCCCAGUGGGCAUGCCGGACGAGGGCACAUUCGAUGUGGUGGAUGCCUUCCUCGAGAAGAACCCGUCGUUCACCGAGCUCAGUGACCGCAAGGUGCAGGAGUGGGCGGUCAAGAGCGGGGCGUGGAAGGGCAACAAGACCGCCUCGAACGACAAGCCGCCCUUCGACUUCGGCAUGGAGAUGCUCGACAACAGAAGCGCCUGCCACGUGAUCGGCGCCAUGGCCCACUGUGUGCCCCGCGACUACGUCGUCAUGGAGGUGAGAGGGAACUUGUGCCCAGAAGAUCGGAAGGCCAAUUUGCAGAAGUUCAGCUCGGCCAAGUUCAAGAGGGUCGCCAGAGUGGCCAUGGGCAAGCCUCCCAAGGAGUACAUCGCGAAGGUGCACAAGACCCUGCUCGAGCAGAAGCAGGCCAAGCUUGAGCUGGAGUGGAACAAGAGGAAGGCCGAGAAGGCGAAGCAGAAAGCCUUCAAGCUGAAGCAGAAGGAGAUCGCAGAGAAGAAGAAAAAGGCAGAGGAGGAUAAGAAAAAAAGGGAGGAGGAAGCCAAAGCCAAGAAGGAGGAGGGAGCCAAGGCCAAGAAGGCCGCUGAGGAGGCCAAGAAGGCUGCCGAGGAGGACAAGAAGGAGGGUGACAAGAAGGAGGAGGCGAAGGAGGGAGAUACGAAGGUGGAGGAGUCCGAGACCAAGGAGGAUGCCAAAGAGGAGCCAAAGACGGAGGAGGCCAAGGAGGAGCCAAAGGAGGAGCCCAAGGACGAGCCCAAGGAGGAGCCCAAGGAGGAGCCCAAGGUGGAGGAGGCGGAGGAGGAGGAGGAGGAGCCCGACGAGCCGAUGCCCGUGGCCGAGCUCACCGAAGAGGAGAAGGCGAUGUGCUUCAAGCCUGUCCUCGUAAGCGACCUGGCCCCCAGGGUGCUCUCCAGCUCGUUCGCCAAGUUUUCGAUCCCCGAUAAGAGCGAGGGCUUCGACGAGAUCAUCUUCGAGUGGGAGAAGGAGGCGGCGAGCGCGAGAUACCUGAAGGACCGCGUACUGAAGUUGAAGACUACGUCCCGCAUCGACGACCUCGUGCCCGGGGAGUGGUUCAAGACCACCUCGGGGGAAUUCGAAAAGUUGCAGGCCGAGUGCGAAGAGAAGACGAAGACAGUGACGGCGGCCCAGAAGGACGACCCGCCCGCGGAUAUCAUGGCUGUCGAGGACGUGCACAACGUUGGGGAUGGGACGCCUCUCUACAAGCUCUUCGUCUUCGAGGACUGGGUCCUGCUCAAGCUCCGCUGCGAGCUGUUCCUCCUGGCGGUCUCGUACAAGAAGGACGUCGACGACCCUGAGCGCCCAGGGAUCCACGAGGAUAACCUCGCUUUCUACUACGGCAAGUACUUCAAGAAGGGCCUGGUGCCAAAGCACUACGGGAAGGACACGCUGGUCGACCUGCUGACCAUGAUCAAGGACACGGUCAGCAUCGACCCGGAGAACGGCGUGCUGACGCUGAAGAUCGAGGAUGACACACCUGCCGACCACUUCGUGAAGAUGCAGGAGAAGAGCCGCCGCGACCGGCAGCGAAGAUUCGACGCCGGCGACGAGACUGCCCGCCUCGACUUCUCCGCGCUGAAGGCGCAAAAGGAGGCGGCCGAGAAGCAGGCGGCGCUCAAGGCGCAGCAGGAGAAGGAGCUGGCCGAGAAGCAGAAGGAGAUGGCCGAGAAGAUGAAGGCCGCGGCCGCGGCCAAGGCCGCCGCCGCGGCCGCGGCCGCCGCCGGGGGCGCCGCCGGGGGCGCCGCCGCGGGGGCGCUGUCCGCCGGCAAGGUGACGGGGAAGAUGGUCCCGCCCAAGGGAAUGGGCGACAAGGGCAAGGGCGCCGCCGGCCCCAAGGGCGCCGGCAAGGCCUGGCAGCCCGGCAAGUUCGGCUGCGGCAAGCCCGGCAAGUGGUGAGGGCGCGGGGCCUCGGCCGCCGGCGCCCUGCCCGGGCGGCGGCGCCCGGGCGGGUCGGCACGCGCGGCGGGGGCGUCCGCCCCCCCCCCCUCCGUCCUGGCCACGCCCGACCUGAUCCUGGCCUCCCCCCCUCUGGCCGCACCCGAGAGAGGUGCAGGGCGCAUGCACCGAUCCUGGGUCCAGCACGGGCCUGGCCAGGAUCGACGUCGGUGUAUAGGUGGCGCCCUCGCGCGCCGCCGCGCGCGGACCGCGCUCCGCGCACAAGGCUCUGGACGCGCUGCCGCGCAGAAAGGACCCUCCGCAUCUUGCGUUCCCGCCCGCUCUUUGGGGGCGCUGGCCCCUUGAGAAUCCAUGUGUGUGUGCCCCCUCUCCUCCUCCUCCUUCCCCUUCUCCUCCUCCUCCUCCUUCCCCUCCUCCUC
Molecule: messenger RNA, 3247 nt
Organism: Prorocentrum cordatum
Lineage: Eukaryota; Dinophyceae; Prorocentrales; Prorocentraceae
Source: the annotation of a GenBank genome assembly